CUCUGAUUGCAGCGACUCCUGGCUGACCGUUCCGUCUGGAAUGUCGAGGCUGGCAGAGUCCUCAAAGAGCCUCCAAGUCGCGAAAACUGUGUCACAAAGACAACCAAGACCACAAGCAAGGUUUCGAAGAGAAAACACACUUCGACCAGCACGUUCACAAGUGCCCCCCGCACCAAAUUCGCGCUCAAGGCAGACGUUGACCACCCUUGGUUAAAGACCAAGCAUAACUUCUUCAUGGUUGACAAGUAUAGCAACCUCAACUCGACUCAGAGCCAGGAGGCGAACAACAUGCUUGCCGCCUUGCGCUACACUCCCGCAAAGGUGACCUCCACCCAGAUGGAAACUUUUGCUGCCACAAUGGCUGUUGCGUAUCCCCAGAACCCCCUGGACGUCAACAUCCUCGCAUCUUACCAGAGGGCAAAAUCAGCCGGAGAUCUCGUGCUGCUCGCAUCCUUCCUGCCUUUUCAACAACGGUGGGAACAGGUGAGCAACGACCAGCCGGCCAAAGUUCAACACGAUGGCCUGGGUCCCGUCAGGAGCAACGUCCCUACACUCUCGUUGAUUAGUCUGCCGCCAACACAGACCAAAGGAAAAUUGCAAACACCGGGUGUCUGACAGGCGGAUGGUCUAUACAUGGUUGACAGUAUACGUAAUAUAAACAUGCUGCUAGUUAGCUUACCAGAACCAGACUUCUUAC
This is a messenger RNA of Aureobasidium pullulans EXF-150, 697 nucleotides long. RefSeq lists its product as uncharacterized. Lineage: Eukaryota; Fungi; Ascomycota; Dothideomycetes; Dothideales; Saccotheciaceae. The record is from RefSeq and is a predicted model, not a curated record. The transcript has a single exon. The coding region runs from base 235 to 615 and encodes 126 amino acids.